This is a messenger RNA of Sphaerodactylus townsendi, 1233 nucleotides long. RefSeq names its product cilia and flagella associated protein 141 (gene CFAP141). The coding region runs from base 68 to 415 and encodes 115 amino acids. Lineage: Eukaryota; Metazoa; Chordata; Lepidosauria; Squamata; Sphaerodactylidae. The record is from RefSeq and is a predicted model, not a curated record. The transcript has 5 exons.
AAAAGGUGAAGAGAGAGAGAGAGAGAGAGAGAGACGGUCGUGCUUUCUUCCAGCCUCACCCAGCACAAUGGCAACCCCCAAGGACAAGGGAACGAAAAACAUCCACGUCCUCACCCAAGAACGGAUAAUGAAAGAGGAGGAGAUGAUAGAGAAAGUUGCAGAUUUUACUAAAAUGAUUCGGAGAUGGGAGCGUGGUCGAGCAGCAGGCCUGGAGUUGGCAAAAAUGGAGGACAUCAGUUUUGCAAAGAUCAAGCAGAGGCAGCAGGCAGAAAUUAAAGAAGAGCUUUACCAUGCUGAUAAACAGCUGACAAUGGUUCGACGAGAAGCCUUGCGUCAUCUCCUCAGGACUGAGCAUCUGCAAUACCAGCUGGAAUUGAACCACCUGGGCAAGUCGUUCUACGUAGAGCGGCUGUGACUGCUCGCCUCAGACAUGCCCAGGGAUCCCAACCAUGCAGGGAUGCCUACCCCAAGGCAAGUCUCUCAGAAGAGCAUCUUGCGCCUGAAAAAGGUUUCUUCUGUUGGAGGAAAUUGCUUUCACCAGUGGAGCAGAUAUGUAGGAUCCAACACAAAUAAAAUAAGAACGUGAUUUCCCAGUUCUCAGUACUGCAUUAAAAUGUGAGCACUGAUUGCUUUUCUCCUGCAGAUAAGUAAUGAUUAAGCAUUGAAUAUUUUUAAACUACCCAGAAGAUGAAAAUGCUAAGUGUUAUGAUUACUGCCAUUGUUAUGGUACCAGUGAUCAGAAUUAGUGGUCUACAAGGAGUCUGGAGAAAUGCAUUCUAUUCCAGUGGUUCCCAGCCUGGGGUAGUGUACCCCUAGGGGUACGUGCCUGAGUAUUUGAGGACAUGUGAAAAAAAUUACAUAAUGCGUUUGCUAAUAUGGGGGUACAAUUUUAAGGAAAUGGAUUGCCAAGGGGCAUGCGAGUGAAAAAAAAGGUUGGGAACCACUGUUCUGUUCCAUCAUUCUUUGUGAAAUUGUGUGGGAAAAGAAUAUUAGUCACAGCAGGAUUUAUAAUCUGGGACAUGAAGUGUAGUUGCCAAAUACAGAUUUAUCAAAGUAUUGAAGCAACACAAAAUCUUCUGCAAGGUGAAUUCACUAUUACCAAAGCCAUUUUCUUUUCCAAAGCAAGGUCAGUGGCACAGGUUCAUUCUGUUACUGGGCUGAACCUGUAUUUAUGAAGGAAUCUCAGAAAUCAGGAAACACAUAUUCUGUGUUAAAUGUUUGAGGCAUGGUUCA